ACCCUGAGAUCGAGGCAGAUGCUUAACCACUGAGCCAUCAGGGUGGGUUUCUGAACCUGAGGAGCUUGCGUACUUUCUCCAGUGAGGCUGAACAUGACCUCUGGCAGGUGCUUUUACUUCCUGGGCCUCCGUUUCCUCUUUGGAAGUGGAAGAUGUCAGUGUUCCCCACCUGUGUGUGUUGUGAGGCUGUUGUGAGCCCCGUGACAGGCUGACUAGCGGACACCAGGAGGUGCUUCCCUUCGUGGCCUGUCUCUGUCCCAUGGACAGGGUGGCUCCCUAUCCUCGUGUUCCUGUCUCCAUCAGGGGCUGAUCCAAAAGAGAUGCCCCUGUGUCCAGGGCUUUCAGUGCUGCUGGCUAAUCUUGGGCCCAGGGAUUGGGGAACAGAUGCUCAGGGCUCCUGUUAGGGCCAGCUGGGGCCUGUACUGAAUAUGGCCCAGGCCCAGCCCAAACCUAGUCAGUGCGGUGGUGGGGGGUUUCAGCUCUGUGCAGAGCUCUGAGCCUCAGUAGAGCUCUGGGCAGGAGAGCCCUUGGAGGCACUCGGAGGACGCCCUGCUUUUUGCUCUGAUGUUCGCAGUGGGGUUGCGAGGCACUUGCUGUCUUCCUCACCCUCCUCCCCCACCGGAUCCUCUCCAGCCCAGCCGGCACAGCUGCCCUGGCCGGGUCAGGCCAGUCCCCUGGCCGCCAAGCAACGGAGGAAGGAAUGUGUGUGGUGAGGGGAGGUGGAAUGGACCCCUUUAGGAAAAGGGACUGUCCCUAGACUGAGACCCGGGCAGGGUGGAGCCUCCUAGAAGCCAGGGGCCUCAGCCCCACUGGGGGAGCUGAUACCACAGCCUGAGAAGUUACCUAGGAAGGGUGGAGGGCAAGGGAAGGGGGGGGAGAUGAAAGGAAGGGCCUGUUUGUGCCCUCUUUGGCCAGCUCCACAGCUGUUUCUAAUUGCUCAGGUCACACGUGGAGAGAAGCCCCUCACCCCCCUAACACACUCUCUGCAUCUAGCCUGGGGACUGGGUAGAACCACUGGGUCUUCUUGCUAGUGUAGUACUAGAGCGUUUGUGUGUGGUGUGUGUGUGUGUGUGUGUGUGUCCCAGAGGGUGCUCAGCGCCGUGAGGGUGACCUUGUCCGUGACUGUGUGCUGUUGGAUGUGACCAUCCGUUCUCUGUCCUCUAACAUAGGAGCUAUUGCGCUGCUCACUGACUGGACUGCGGUAUGGAGGAGGGAGGUAAAUGUGUUCUGGUGGCCCGGGGCUGCCUCCAGAUCAGGGGCUCCCUUCUGGGACCUGAGACCCUUUGUGGGGAAGAGAGGGUGCCCGUUACCUCUCCCUGAGACAGGAACUCAGGAUCUCCCCCAGGGGAAGGUGAGGUGGUGUGUGUUUUGGGGAGAGGUGGGCGUAUUUGAGCCCUUUCACGUCUGUCAUCUCUGUAAUGGAAACCCAAAUGGAAGACAGUGCGGGCAGUCUCGCCCACUUCCGAGAUGGGGCAACUGAGGCAUGGCAGAAGGAGAAGCAAUCGUGGCCGGGUGCUGGUAGACAGACAGUGUGAGGACAGGGCUGGAGGCCGCGUUCUUGGCUGUCCACCACCCUGAGACACAGUGACAAGAGCUAAGCGUGCUCAGACACAGUGGGUGUCACUGGGUAUGCCUGUCAUGGUAAGGAGGUGUCAGAUUGGGAGGCGGGAUGCUCCAACUCUAACGCUUUGGGCUGUGGGUGCCGUCCUCAGCCCCCAUUAAACAUUCAACAACCAUCCUGCUGAAAUCACAGGCGUCUCACUCCCAGCAGCUCUGUGAGUCACUUCAUCUUUGGGAGCCCCAGUGCCCUUGCCUUAAAAGAGGGAUGACAGCUCUGUCAUUGGGACUCACUGAGACCCUACACAGGGCUGUGUCGCUGGAGGUGGCCAGCACCUGUGAUUCCUUGACUGGAUGAGUCCACCGACCCUGCGUGCCCUGUGACCUCCCCAGAGGCUAUUAGCUGGCCACAGGGUGGGGGUAGGGAGCAGGGCCAUGCCCCCCUCCCUCUCACUCACAGAGAGCUUUGUCUUCUAUGAACACAAAACCUGGAAACGGUUGAGGAAGAUGGAACCUCCUAACGGCCAUUGUUUGAGAAGCCGCUGCAUGUGCCCUGUUGAAACUUCAUGGCCACAGCGCCAGGCCCUGCCGCCAUUGCCAUGGGCAGCGUGGGCAGCCUGUUGGAACGGCAGGACUUCUCCCCCGAAGAGCUACGGGCAGCACUCACCGGGUCCCGGACGUCCCGCCAGCCUGAUGGGCUCCUCCGGAAGGGCUUGGGCCAGCGUGAGCUCUUCAGCUACCUGCACCUCCCCAAGAAGGACGGCAAGAGCACCAAGAGAGCCCCUCGGAACGAGCCUACUGACUACACCACUCUCUACUACCGAGAACAUCCUCGGGCCGGCGACUUCAGCAAGACUUCACUGCCCGAGCGGGGUCGCUUCGACAAGUGCCGCAUCCGCCCAUCGGUGUUCAAGCCCGUGGCGGGCGCCGGGAAGGGCUUCCUAUCCAUGCAGAGCCUCGCGGCCCACAAGGGCCAGAAGAUGUGGCGCAGCAAUGGCAGCCUGCACACGCUGGCCUGCCACCCCCCCCUGAGCCCAGGGCCCCGGGCCAGCCAGGCCCAGGCCCGUGCCCAGCUGCUACACGCCCUCAGCCUGGACGAGGGCGGCCCCGAGCCUGAGCCCAGCCUGUCUGACUCCUCCAGCGGGGGCAGCUUUGGCCACAGUCCUGGCACUGGCCCUGGCCCCUUCAGCUCCUCAUUGGGCCACAUUAACCACCUGGGGGGCUCCCUGGACCGGGCCUCACGGGUCCCCAAGGAGGCUGGGCCACUGGCUAUGCUGAGCUGCCUGCCUGAGCCGCCACCGCCUUAUGAGUUCUCCUGCCCCACCCGGGAGGAGGUGGUAUCUGUCCUGCCCGACACCUGUGAGGAUCUCAAGAGGGGCCUUGGUGAUGAGGACGGCGCCAGCCCCUUCACACAGGUGCUGGAGGAGCGCCAGCGGCUGUGGCUGGCAGAGCUGAAGCGCCUGUACAUAGAGCGGCUACACGAGGUAGCUCAGAAGGCAGAGCGCAGUGAGCGCAACCUCCAGCUCCAGCUCUUCAUGGCCCAGCAGGAGCAGCGGCGGCUGCGCAAAGAGCUCCGGGCGCAGCAGGGCCUAGGCCCGGAGCCACGGCCCCCCAGCGCCCUUCCGGAGGCCGACCCUGGCGCCCGACCGGAGGAGGAGGCCCGAUGGGAGGUGUGCCAGAAGACCGCGGAGAUCAGCCUCCUGAAGCAGCAGCUGCGGGAGGCGCAGGCCGAGCUGGCACAGAAGCUGGCCGAGAUCUUCAGCCUGAAGACGCAGCUACGGGGCAGCCGGGCGCAGGCGCAGGCGCAGGACGCGGAGCUGGCCCAGCUGCGGGAGGCGGUGCGGAGCUUGCGGGAGCAGGGCCCACGGGAGGAGGCCCCGGGCAGCUGUGAGACGGACGACUGCAAAAGCCGGGGGCUGCUGGCCGAGGCUGGCGGCAGCGAGGGCGGAGGGGCCGGAGGGGGCGCCGAGCAGCUGCGGGCCCAGCUGGUGCAGGAGCGACUGCGCGCCCAGGAGCAGGCGCUGUGCUUCGAGCGGGAGCGGCGGACGUGGCAAGAGGAGAAGGAGCGGGUGCUACGCUACCAGCGGGAGAUCCAGGGAGGCUACCUGGACAUGUACCGCCGCAACCAGGCGUUGGAACAGGAGCUGCGGGCGCUGCGGGAGCCGCCGGCGCCCUGGAGUCCCCGGCUGGAGUCCUCCAAGAUCUGAGGCCAGUGGAUGAGCGGGCGGCAGAAGCACCUCCAGAAAAUGGUUUGGACAAGCCUGCCCUGAGACGGCUGGCUCCUUCAUUAUACUGGCCGGAGGCAGAAGCUGCUGAGGCUGGCCAGGGGUGGGGAGGCCCACCGAGAGGAGGGCUCCAGUGGUGCUGUAGGCCGGAUAGGGGGCCUGCAGCAGGAGCCAGGGGGCAAGGCUUCCCAGCAGAGGAGCACCUCGGCAGGGCCCCCGCCCUGUUCCUGGAGUAGAUGUGGCCCAGAGGAGGAGGUUGGGAAAUGAAGAGCCCCAUGAUGCAGAAGGGCAGGCGUGAAGGAGGGAGGCUGGGAUGGGAACAUUGGCCUCCCCCAGAAUAAAACCACAUUUUUUACAA
Molecule: messenger RNA, 4140 nt
Organism: Lutra lutra (Eurasian river otter)
Lineage: Eukaryota; Metazoa; Chordata; Mammalia; Carnivora; Mustelidae
Gene: N4BP3
Product: NEDD4 binding protein 3
Exons: 5
Coding region: 2124-3764 (546 amino acids)
Cellular component (GO): cytoplasmic vesicle
Source: RefSeq, a predicted model, not a curated record